Aspergillus mulundensis is the source of this 1152-nucleotide messenger RNA. Its product is annotated as threonine aldolase family protein. Gene Ontology annotation, cellular component: cytosol. The transcript has a single exon. The record is from RefSeq and is a predicted model, not a curated record. Lineage: Eukaryota; Fungi; Ascomycota; Eurotiomycetes; Eurotiales; Aspergillaceae. Gene Ontology annotation, molecular function: L-allo-threonine aldolase activity. Bases 1 to 1152 code for a protein of 383 amino acids. Gene Ontology annotation, biological process: glycine biosynthetic process; L-threonine catabolic process.
AUGACCUCCCCUCAAAACACAGCAGAUCGAGCCACCCCAACUCAAAUCCCCGUCUCUACCUCCUGGCUAAGCCCCGGCCCCGCAUCCAGCGACUUCCGCAGCGACACAAUCACAACCCCCACGCUGCCCAUGCUAUCCGCAAUCGCCCAGACAACGCUUCUCGACGACGUCUACCGCGAAGACCCAACAACCAGCACCUUCGAGUCCUUCAUCGCAGCCCUCACCGGCAAGGAGGACGCCCUCCUCGUGCUCUCCGGCACAAUGGGCAACCAGAUCGCCCUCCGCUCGCUACUGACCCAGCCGCCGCAUGCGAUCCUCGCGCACGAGCGCGCGCAUAUCCUUACCUCCGAGGCGGGCGGGUGUGCGGCGCUCUCGCAGGCGCAGAUCCAGCCGUGCACGCCCGCAAACGGGCAGUAUCUCACGUUGGAAGACAUCAAGCGGACGGUCGUGCUUAGCGAUAACAUCCACGUCGCGCCGACGAGGGUGAUAUCGCUGGAGAACACGCUUGCGGGGGUGAUCACGCCGGUCGGCGAAGUGCAGCGGAUUGCGGGGUUUGCGCGCGAGACCGGGAUCCGGAUGCAUCUUGACGGGGCGCGGCUUUGGGAGGCUGUUGCUGCGGGGGCAGGGAGUCUAAGGGAGUAUCUGGCGUGCUUUGACACGGCGCAGCUGUGCUUUAGUAAGGGGCUGGGGGCGCCGAUGGGGAGUAUUAUUGUGGGUUCGAAGGACACGCUGCGGCAUUGCCGGUGGGUACGGAAGAGCCUUGGGGGUGGGAUUCGGCAGGCCGGGGUUGUUUGUGCGGCGGCGAGGGUGGCGGUUGAGGAGAACUUUGGACGCGGGCCUAAUGGUGAAGGGGGGAAGCUGGCUGGGACGCAUGUGAAGGCAAAGAAGAUUAAGGGGAUGUGGGUUGAGCGUGGUGGGAAGGUUGCGAGGCCGGUUGAGACGAAUAUGGUUGUGCUGGAUUUGGGGCAUGCUGGGGUUUCGGUUGAGGAGGUGAUUGCCGUGGGGAAGGAGGAGGGGGUGAAGUUGUCAGGGGGGAGGAUUGUGGUCCAUUAUCAGAUUGUCGACGAGGCUGUGGAGAGCCUUGGGAGGGUGUUUGAUCGCUUGCUGGCAUCAAAGGAGACAGAUGUUGUGGCUGAUGGAUUGCAGUCGUGA